This is a messenger RNA of Gopherus evgoodei (Goodes thornscrub tortoise), 869 nucleotides long. RefSeq names its product golgi transport 1A (gene GOLT1A). NCBI's taxonomy places the organism in Eukaryota, Metazoa, Chordata, Testudines, Testudinidae. The record is from RefSeq and is a predicted model, not a curated record. Gene Ontology annotation, biological process: retrograde transport, endosome to Golgi; endoplasmic reticulum to Golgi vesicle-mediated transport. Gene Ontology annotation, cellular component: endoplasmic reticulum; membrane.
AUGUGGCUCUGAAUCCCAAGCACGGUCCCUGAGAAGCCCCAUUGGAUGCUAUUUUAAAAUGUUCAUGGACCAGCAACUAUUCAGAACAAAGACCAAGUUGGAUGGUACUGCUCAGCACUUUGUGUGACCAGAGCAUGUUGCAAGCUUUCAUCGAGCCAGAGCAGGACAGAGAUUGGUGUCGGUCUUGUGGGCUUUGGCCUAUUUUUCAUCUUUUUUGGGGUGCUCUUGUACUUUGACUCAGUGCUGCUGGCCUUUGGAAACCUCCUGUUCCUUUCUGGCUUGGCCAUUAUCAUUGGACUGACAAGGACUUUCAGCUUCUUCUUCCAGAAGGAAAAGCUAAAGGGCACCGGUUUCUUCCUGGGAGGCAUUCUCAUUGUGCUCCUGAGACAGCCUCUUCUGGGCAUGUUGCUGGAGACCUAUGGCUUCAUCACCCUCUUCAGGAAUUUUUUCCCAGUAGUCUUUGGAUUUCUGGGAGUUUGGGAAAAUAUUCCACUGCUGAGCAAGCUAUUCCAGAAACUAGGAGAAACCAGCUCCUUGGUGUGACCUGGAAGAGUUUCCAACAGCUAGUGGAGAUAACGUCACCUGCUAUAGACACCCAGAUCCGUGGGCAGCCAGCUCUCAUCGUACAGACACUAAUCUGCGGUCUCUCCUAGCCAAGAGCCACCUGGACUGGACAUGCUCUUUUAUUGUGUGAAGGAAGCAGCUUGGAGCCAACAGAUCCUGCUACCACUUAACCCAAAAAUCCAAGCCUUGCUAUCAGGUUGCUCCCAGUUGGAGAGAGAUGGCUGAGAUUCUCACCUUCCCAUGAGCUACACUGGAAUGAAUGAGUUUCCCAAGCCGGAUGGUUGUGCAAGUUGUUGAUUUACUCU